AAAGAAUGUGAUCUAUUUAAUAGAUCGUAAAAUAUUACGUAUCAUGCUAUAUGUAUAGUUCGUGAUUCUUAUUGUCAGUAAGAAAAUCUAUAUAUUUUUUCAAUUAAAAUUUCAUUUAUAUAUUGAAAAAUAGACGCAAACAUGCCGACGUAUGAAAUGCCAUUAUUAUUACGAUUAGCAAACAAGGCAGAAUAUGUAACUAUUUUAAAAGAUGUAGCAAAGUCAAUAUUUGAAACAGGUGGAUUUAUUAGAAAGAUUGAAAAUUGGGGUAUUAAACAACUUCCAUGUAAAACAAAUAUUCAUAAUGCUACUCAUACACAUGCAAACCAUUUCAUGUUUUGUUUUGAUUCGCCACCAUCUCAAAUUAUUAAGAUUCAAGAAGAUUGUAGAAGAAACAGAAGUAUAAUUAGAGUACGGAUAUAUACACAAAAUGUGCCAUCUGAAAAUGUAAAAUGCACAUUUGAAGAAGAAAUGUUACCUCCAGCUUAUAGACCUAAUGUUCAAAAACUUUUGGAACAAGCUAAGAAACACAAGCGUUAUCAGACUAAAUUCAAAUAUAAUUCUGGUCUUGAUUAUUAUCCUUUCAUGAGAUGAAAGAAUUAUUUGUUCAUAAAAGCUUAGAUAAAAGUAAACAAAAUAAAAAUUGAUAAGAGAAAAAAUCAUUUAUUUAUGUCUUUUUAAGUCAUUUAUUAACUCAUAUUAUCAUUACAUUAUGAAAAAUUAUUUUUAUAAUCAUCAAAAAAUAUUUGUACAAAAUACUUAAUAUAAUAAUAUAUCAUUUAUCAUUAUACAAUAACUAUAAUAGUUAUCGUCUUACGCGCAACGAAUCUUUUAAAGUAUAAUUUGGUUACACUGUAACUCGUAAAGGGUUUUAUAAUAACAGUGACAAAGCCACAGCUCUGUUUCAUAAUUUAUCUGUCAUAUUUAACAAAUAUAUAGUCAUAUUAUCCAAUUGUGUUUAGUAGCACAACAUAUUUUUUUUUGUUUAUAUUUGCAAAUAAAUUGUUUUUUUGUUAAAGAAUCUUUAUAAUACAUUAAUAAUGUAUAUAUUAUGUUUUAAAGUAUAUAUCGAAUUUUUAGAAUAGACAUAACUUUAUAUGUAACUUUGAGAUUGCUUAUUUCUUUAAAAAGGAAGUACAAAAAUUUUUAUGUUGUACUUUUCUAUCUUUUUGUUUAAAUACAUAGAAAAUCAUCUAUGCGCAAAAAUGAGUUUUGUGCACCAUUUAGAAUUAAUCAUUUGGACCACGAUAA
This is a messenger RNA of Apis dorsata (giant honeybee), 1251 nucleotides long. RefSeq names its product probable 28S ribosomal protein S6, mitochondrial (gene mRpS6). Gene Ontology annotation, cellular component: mitochondrial small ribosomal subunit; ribosome. Gene Ontology annotation, biological process: translation. The coding region runs from base 142 to 594 and encodes 150 amino acids. The record is from RefSeq and is a predicted model, not a curated record. The transcript has 4 exons. NCBI's taxonomy places the organism in Eukaryota, Metazoa, Arthropoda, Insecta, Hymenoptera, Apidae. Gene Ontology annotation, molecular function: structural constituent of ribosome; small ribosomal subunit rRNA binding.